Geosmithia morbida is the source of this 2382-nucleotide messenger RNA. RefSeq names its product phosphatidate phosphatase LPIN. Bases 1 to 2382 code for a protein of 793 amino acids. Gene Ontology annotation, molecular function: phosphatidate phosphatase activity. The record is from RefSeq and is a predicted model, not a curated record. The transcript is spliced from 2 exons. Lineage: Eukaryota; Fungi; Ascomycota; Sordariomycetes; Hypocreales; Bionectriaceae. Gene Ontology annotation, biological process: triglyceride biosynthetic process; fatty acid catabolic process. Gene Ontology annotation, cellular component: nucleus.
AUGCAGUACGUCAGAAACCUGAGCGACUCGGUCUCGACGGCAUGGAACUCCAUCAACCCCGCCACCCUGAGCGGCGCCAUCGAUGUCAUCGUCGUCGAGCAGGAGGACGGCUCUCUCGCCUGCUCGCCCUUCCACGUCCGAUUCGGCAAAUUCUCCCUGCUGAGGCCUUCGGACAAGAAAGUCGAGUUCAAGGUCAACGGCGUCAAGCAGGACUACUCGAUGAAGCUAGGCGAGGGCGGAGAGGCCUUCUUCGUCUUCGAGACGACCGGAAACAUCCCCAGGGACCUCCAGACCUCGCCCCUCGUCUCGCCAGCCAACAGCCCCCCUCUCAGCCCGCAGUCCACCACAGAGUCCAGCUCGGACCUCAGAGAGCCUGAUCUCCUCGACCUCGACGCUGCCACGCCCAAACCUGCAAUCAGGCCAUCGCCUACGGUUCUCCAGUCCUCCGCUGGUCUCGGACUCAUCACGCCCGCCUCCUCACUCCCCGGCACCUCAAACGGCCGCCCCGCCUCCGGCGACUGGUCCGGCUCGGCAGCGGCCACCAUGCCCCGCCCCCAGAGCGACGACGCCCUGCGCUAUUCCGCCCGGUCCCUCGGACGCGACGAAGGCAACACGAUAGAGGACGGGCUGGAUGCGUCGGAGCGGUCCCAGAGCCCACCUCCCCUGCCGCCCAGGGAGGCCAUCGAGCGUGCCACCAUGCUCUCCAAGGAGCUCUCGACGGCCAACAUCCCUACAAAGAUCACCGACACGGGCGACCUCAUGCUGGACAUGACGGGCUUCAAGAGCAGCGAACAGGACAUGCUACGCGCCGAGGUCUUUGCGCGCAAGGUAUUGGCCGAGGAGCUGGAGGGCAACUACGACAUCGGGUCGCUGUUCGGCUUCGACGCCGAGGGCAACCUGUGGAUCUACAGCAGCGAGGAGGCGCGCAAGGCCGCCAUGAACAAGACCAUGGAGUGCUCCUUGCAAGGUCACGGGGUGGCCGACGACGCCGCCUCGGACCCGGGAUACCAGAGCGACGGAGGGACCGAGGCACCCCGCCAGGCUGCGCCGUCGUCGUCGGCGGCCGCCAUGCCGUCUCCUUCCCACCGCCGCUCCGAGUCCGACGCGGGCCCUGUCGACAUGCAGACCCCUCCCCGGACCCCCCGCCACACCGGCGACCCGAACCGCAACUACGCCAAGACCCUCCGGCUGACUAGCGAUCAGCUCAAGGAGCUCGGGCUGAAACCCGGUCCCAACUCGAUGAGCUUCACCGUCAACAGGGCCACCUGCUCGGCCAACAUGUACCUGUGGAAGCACGAGACGCCCGUCGUCAUCUCCGACAUUGACGGCACCAUCACCAAGUCGGACGCCCUCGGCCACGUCCUCAACAUGAUCGGCCGCGACUGGACGCACGGCGGCGUUGCCAAGCUGUACAGCGAUAUCGAGGCCAACGGCUACAACAUCAUGUACCUGACCAGUCGGUCCGUCGGCCAGGCCGACACCACCAGGGCCUACCUCAACAACAUCGUCCAGGAUGGCUACCGCAUGCCCCUGGGCCCCACCAUCCUGUCCCCCGACAGGACCAUGGCCGCGCUCCGGCGCGAAAUCUACCUUCGACAACCACAGGUCUUCAAGAUGGCCACGCUCCGUGACAUCCGCAACCUGUACGGGAACAAGGGCGGCGGCGGCGGCGGCGGCGGCGGCGCAGAAAACGAGGUUACCACCCCCUUCUACGCCGGCUUCGGCAACCGUCUGACGGACCAGAUAUCGUACCGUACCGUCGACGUGCCCCGCAACCGCAUCUUCACCAUAAAUUCCAACUCGGAAGUCUCCCUCGACCUGCUGACCCUCAACAAGCUCAAGAUGACGUACGUCAACAUCAACGAAGUGGUGGACCACUACUUCCCCCCCGUCGGCACUCUCGUGAUAGGUGGCGGCGAGGAGUUCACCGACUUCAAGUACUGGCGUGACGAUCCCCUCGCACUCGACGACUUCUCCGCCAGCGAGAGCGAUGGCGACGACGAUGACGACGACGACCAGCCCGACGGAGGAGAUGAUGACCAAGAGGAAGAGGACGACGAAGCAAGCGUAUAUGCUGAUGAUGAUGACCGUGAAGACGAGGAAGUAGGAGAGAUCAUGGAAGAUUCCUACAUUUCUCGCGAUUCGUAUGACGAAGAAGAUGCUGAAGAUGAAGGUGAAGAAGGUUUUGAAGAAGAAGAAGAGGAAGAAGAAGAAGAAGAAGAGGGGGAGGGGGGAGAAGAAGAAGGAGGCCUCCCGACAGAAGUACCCAUCCACAAGGACGACAAGAUCCUCACUGACGAAGAAGACGAUGGCGAUGACCGUCCCGUGUCGGAAGACGUACACGCCGAAAUCAUCACCGGGGUUGGUAAUCUAUCCAUGUAG